Molecule: messenger RNA, 4360 nt
Organism: Macrosteles quadrilineatus (aster leafhopper)
Lineage: Eukaryota; Metazoa; Arthropoda; Insecta; Hemiptera; Cicadellidae
Product: protein draper-like
Exons: 7
Coding region: 65-3409 (1114 amino acids)
Source: RefSeq, a predicted model, not a curated record
UGAUAAAUGGACAGAUGAUAUGAUGUCCGGUAGAAUCUUCCAUCCUGCUUAGAGAUCACUCCAAAUGGACAAGUGGAUAUGGAUUUUUCUGGCGAUUUCUCUACAUACUAGCCACGUUGACUGCAAUGCUGUCUGUACACGAUGGAAAACAACAUACAGGACAGUAACAGAGUGGCGAUAUGAACCUGUUCGAAAGACUAGAAAAAGGAGAUGUGGAUUUUUGAGGCUUAAAAAAUGUAGAGAUGAAUAUUGGGAGAAUGUACAAGUCCAACGUACGAAGACUGUUGAAGAUAAACACGUAGAGCAAUUCUGUUGUGAUGGGUUUCGCAGUAAUAAUGGUAACUGCGAGCCAAUAUGCUAUCAAAGCUGUAUCAAUGGGUUUUGCUCAGCGCCAAGUACAUGUAGCUGCAACUCUGGUUACUCAUACAAGUCUCAGUACGUCUGUACUCCAGUGUGCAGCAAACCUUGUCACAACAGCAUCUGCUUACAUCCAGAAACCUGCUCGUGCAAUCCAGGAUUUGUAAAAGAUGCUUCGGACAAGUAUACUUGCAUCCCGUUUUGUUCGAAGGGAUGUAGCAAUGGGAAGUGUACCGGACCCGAACAAUGCACUUGUAACGAUGGCUACAAGAAAGAUCAAGAAGUUUGUAAACCGAUUUGCAGAAAGGAAUGUCAAAAUGGAGAAUGCACCGCACCAGAAACCUGUUCAUGCGUGUUCGGAUACAAAAUUGACCCUAUGGAUAGAUACAACUGCACUCCUGUUUGUAGCCAGCCGUGUCAAAACGGAAUUUGUUCCCAGCCUGAAGUUUGCUCUUGCCACAGAGGAUAUGAGAAGGUAGAUCAAUAUUCCUGCAAACCUGUGUGCUCGAAGGAAUGUCAAAAUGGAGUGUGCACAGCACCAGAAAUCUGCACCUGUAACAAAGGCUACACGAAAGAAAGCGACUACAUUUGUGUUCCUAUCUGUUCCAAGAAAUGUCAAAAUGGAAUCUGCAGCGCACCUGAAAUAUGUAGUUGUAACGCCGGAUAUGAACUGGAUCGCUCAGAUGUCUACGUCUGUAGACCAGUCUGCACUGGUGGGUGUACAAAUGCUAACUGUACAGCACCUGAAACCUGUUCAUGUUUUGAAGGCUAUGAGAAAGGUUUGGAUCGAUCAAAAUGCAAACCAGUUUGUGAUGAGUGUAUCAAUUCAGACUGUACUGCACCUAAUGAAUGCUCUUGUCACACUGGAUUCGUUAAAGAUGAAAUAAGUCCAAACCGAUGUAAUCCGUAUUGCUCCAAGAAGUGUGAAAAUGGAUUUUGUUCUGCACCAGAAGAAUGCACUUGUUAUGACGGUUUCACCAAAAGCGAUGCAUAUGAAUGCAUAGCAGUUUGCUCAAAAUUGUGUGUCAAUUCUGAAUGCACGUCACCGGAAGUCUGCACUUGCUGGGCCGGCUAUGAAGCGGAUCACCAUGACAAAUACUCCUGCAACCCAGUUUGUUCAAAAGAGUGUAUAUUUGGAGAAUGCAUGGCACCUGAAAUCUGCAUUUGCUUUGACGGAUAUAUCUGGUCUGAUGAUCCAUAUAUUUGCGAACCUCACUGUUCUUUACCGUGUGUGAAUGCCAACUGUACAAAGCCGAAUGUAUGCCAAUGUCUGGAUGGAUAUAGGAAACAAAGCGAACAUAUUUGCGAACCAGUUUGCUCUUUAGGAUGCAUUAAUGGUAACUGUAUUAAACCAGAGGUGUGUGAAUGUCUUGCUGGGUAUGCUUUCUUCAGUCCUUAUGUUUGUGAACCGGUUUGCUCUGAAUGCCAGUUUGGCUCUUGCGUUCUUCCAGAAGUUUGUCAUUGUUGGGAGGGCUAUGAGAAUCUAGGAAAUGAAUCUUGUGUCCCAGUUUGUCAAGAGGAUUGUGUCAACAGUGAAUGCUCAGCUCCCAACACCUGCACUUGUAUAGAAGGGUUUGUCAACUCUACUGGUAAUUCAAGCUACUGUUCUCCUUAUUGUUCAAGAGACUGUGUUAAUGGUAAAUGUGUAGAUCCUGAAACUUGCGAGUGUGAUCCAGGCUUCACAGAGAAUUAUGAAGAUUCGUUCUCUUGUGAGCCAUACUGUUCUGAAGAUUGUCUCAAUGGAGUCUGCUCUGCUCCAGAAACUUGUAGCUGUCUCUUGGGUUUUGAAGGGUCAAGCAACUCGUCCAACUGUACUGAUGUAAAAAGCUCUUACCACCAGUGUUUUGCCACAGGGGAUAUUUCUAUAUCAACCGGUUGCUCGAGUCAGCUUAUUGUUCAUGAUUUGGAAUGUCCUUUAUUCAAAAUUUUGAUAGCUAAGUAUGUGCAGAAGUCAAGUCAAGCUAUUUUCAAUCUAACUUGUUUUUUUAACUACACAUCUGAAGACUCCAAUGAUAUUGUAGAAGUAGAAUGUGUAACGGAAGAUUUCAAGCAUGAUAUAAUAUCCCAAGACAUUGAUAUUUUGUUUCAUUCAACCACACAAGUUUCAGAAAACACUGACUCAACAUUCUGGAGUGAAACUGAAACAGCUUUUACUACAGAUGUGGUAUCUACUGAAGAGUUUUUUGAAACAUCUGAAGAUUUCAGUACACUUAACUACUUACAGUUCAAUAGUAUGGAUUAUGAAGAAUUGACACUCAAAUCGACAACAGGAGAAUUUACUAAAACAACUGAAGAUUUCGGUCCAUCGAACUACUUACAAUUCAACAGUAUGGAUUAUGAAGAAUCGACAACAGGAGAAUUUACUAAAAGAUCUGAAGAUUUCGGUCCAUUGAACUACUUACAAUUCAAUAGUACAGAUUAUGAAGAAUCGACCAUCGAAUCUACAACAGAAAAUGAACAAAUGAUGGUUGACAAUGUGACUGCCUUUGAUUAUGAUAGCCCACACGAUUAUUAUAGCACAUAUAACUUUGAAUAUUUGAGCACAAAUGAUUAUCAAUCUAGUGAGUUUAGUACAUAUUCAACACAAAUUACAAAUACAGAGUUUCAUCAAACCAGUACCAAAGAUUAUGUUAAGUUGGCGAGGUUUACUCUCAAAAUAAACAAUGUGCCUCUGAUUGUAAAAGAAAAAAUGACUGAGGAGUCCUUUGAAGAGUUCCUAAAGAUAGAUAAACUUAAAUCUGAUUGGUGUGUUCGUUCAAUUGCAACAUUUGGAGAUUCCUGUGGUGAGAGUUUUGAGCUUCAGAUUAAUUUUGGAAAGUGUUUCAAGGCUCCAGUAAAUUUUGUGGAUUUAGAUCUCUUUCUCGAGAUGACUAAGUCUUAUUGGUACAUACUUCUGUCAUUAUUCCUUCUGACCUUUGCAGUUAUUUACUUUCCAAUUCAUAAAUGCUGGAAAAGGAACAGAAAAGUGGACUACAUGAAGACAGAGUUAGAGGAAGAGAUGAAAAGAAGAAGAUUGCCGAAGAAGCAUGCCACACAAGAAUCAGAGCUGUAGCGUACAAACCAAUUUUUAAAGGUCAACUUUGCCUCAAUCAAUCAAUCUUUAUUUGCUGUAAGAUACAUAACAUAUCAUUGACAAAGUCAGGGGUUACAGUUUUCAAUCCAAGUCUUUACAUAAAUAACAAAAUAUUCUUAUAGGCUAAAUAUUUACAACUACAACUCAUAAAUUCAUUACCUCAUUACAAUUCACCACUUAGAGUGUCAAGCAGGAUGUGGGAAGAGCAAAAUGUCCAUUCACACUCAAAUUUCCCUCCCACCCCCUUUGCUUUAAUUAUAUGGUGAUGUUAUAACAAAAAUUAAUUGUCAUUGACAGUCAUAGUCAUAGUUUAUUCAUAAGUAUACAUAGUUAUACAUGAAUUGCACUAAAUAAAGUAAAACUAAUGCUUAAACUGAGGUAACCAUUUUAAUUAUUCUAAAGAAUAUACGGACAGGUCUAUAACUAUUCCUAUAUUUGCAUUGACAGUCUGUUUCAAACCUCUUAGUUAUGAUUUCCAAUUACAAAGUUAUUUUUGUUGUGUGUGUCGUAGUUAUGAUUGCUUACAUUAAUUUGACGGUUAAAAUUUGGUUUUUGACAAACACUAAAUGGUCAAGAACAUAUAAGCCAUACAUAGUGAGGGUUCUUGAACGUUUAAAGUGUUCUUUUUAUUUGCUGAAUAAUUUUUGUUAAUUUUUAACAUAGCUCUGAUAGAUUGCUUCUGAAUUGUCUAAGUUUUUCAAGAUUCCUUUUUGAGGUAGCUCCAUACCCAUGUAGCACAGAUGGUUGGGCCAACGUUGGUAAAUUGUGGAGCCACACAGUUGGCCAACGGUAGAAAUGUCACCUCUUUAAACUGUUUUCCAACCAACCAUUGUCCAACAAUGGCCCAACCAUCCAAAAAUACUGAUGGCCAACUAACCAUAACACAACUGAUAUCCAACCAACCGUUGUAUUUAACACAAAAUAAUAAAG